AUGGUUACAAACAGGAAAGCAGAUUUUUUGAAAGGAUUACCAGUCUACAACAAAAGCAACUUCAGUAGAUUUCAUGCGGACUCUGUAUGUAAAGCAUCGAACAGAAGACCAUCAGUGUAUCUUCCCACAAGGGAGUAUCCUUCUGAACAAAUCAUAGUAACAGAAAAGACAAAUAUACUAUUGCGUUACCUACAUCAGCAAUGGGACAAAAAGAAUGCAGCAAAGAAGAGAGAUCAAGAGCAAGUGGAAAUAGAAGGUGAGAAUUCGGCACCGCCACGGAAAAUUGCUCGGACAGACAGCCAGGACAUGAAUGAGGACACUUAAACUCUCUCCUACACUAUUUUGCAGGCGCUUCCUGUUUUUUGUCUCAAAAUGUGUAAAUUUUCGCUCCCCCCUUCUCCUUGCUCCACUAUGCAGCCCAAACCACUUCUGACUUCAUAGGAGCCAAUGUAUUUAUUUUUUUCUUCCGUUUUUAUUUAUGCUGUAAAACGUAUGGAGCGAUCAAUGGUGAAACAAGUCAGCAAAUGAUGUAGUAUAACUUCAGACCCUUUUAAAAAAAAUGAUCACUUUUCCAGGUUUCAUAAAACCUGUUGCUUAAUCAGCCCUCUUUGCCCUGGAAGCCUGGGUAGGGGAUAUGAAUUUACAGCAUGCAAAUGCCUGUGGUACAGGCUUUCUCAUCCAUACAGUCACUGGUCCGUUACAGUUACCAACUCUGUAUAGCCUGUAUCCAAUCUACCAGUAAUUGUGGGGUGGGGGGAACCUCAGCCACUCUGAAAUGUUGAUCCUAAAAUCAGCGGCGUACUGGGGAAUCCUGGGGACCCUUUCGGGUUGUGCUGAUCUUAUCAAAUGUGGUCAGCUCGAUAGAACAGUUGUGGGGUUUUUGUUCAGCAACGUAUGUUGUCACGUAAAUCAGUGGUCAUGGAGAAUUCAAGGGACAGGCGUGUUACUUUGGUUGCUCUUACAUUUUAACAGCCUUUUGGUCUUGAACGAACUGGUAUGUGCAACUUCUCCAUUGGAAUAAAAAGGAUACUUUUAUCCUUCUGAGUAUUUGAUCGACAGUGUCUUUAAAAUGGCAGCAGGUGGAAUGGAAUUGGGUAGCUCUCCCUAGCAAACCUGUUGGUUAAAUUUGAAAAUCAAAUUGGGUACAGGUUGGCCUCUGGCUAUUUCCUUUCUCUCAACCAGUGAUUCUGGAAAAAAAUCGUACAUUAGAUGACUGGAGCUGAGUCCACGACUUUUGGAUGCAAAGUAGCUGAACAAAAUGAGCUUCCAUGGUCUCUUUCGUUUGGACAGUGACAGUUCAGUGCCUGUCACCUAUAAUCCAGUCCUGACUAGCUUCAGUAGGAGCCAAAUACAAAACCGUCCAGAUGUCUGAGAGGAAUUAAAGGAAACCACUGUAGUUGACUGAAGGUGCGUGUCUCGCGAUUGCCUGUCCAUUCUGCUUUUCAGUCUACAGUGUUUGAUAGGUUGAACUUUAGAUAACUUUACGUUGGUCUUGUCCCUGCAUCUCUGCUCAUCUCCGAACUGAGUCCGGAAGCCAUGUGAAUCUUUUUCUAGAAAACCAUGGAUAAAGCCUCGGUCUCUAGGGAAUUUGACCACGGUGGCUAAACUCGGAUGAAAGACCUGUGACGACAGAGCUCAUGCUGCCACCUUCCCUACUGUGUCCAGACCUGUGGACAACUUAUUCAAAGUAAAAGCAUGAUGGGAGUGAAAGCCAUCAGCAGCACGGUUUUUUACACAAGAGGAUUUUGUGAGGAGCAGACUUCACUUAUUGCUGCCUCUUUAUAAGUACGUACGAGAUGCUAAGCUCUGAUUCUAAUAUUCAGUUCAUCUCACUUCUUUUAGUGACGCCUGUUAAGUUGUUUAACCAGCCCUUAAAAUAGGGACGUUUUGUGCCUCCAGAUUCCAAGGUAAAAAUACCAGCUGGGUUGGUCAAGACUGAAGUAGGGUUUUUGCAAUUUUGUUUGAUCUACUGGCAAUCACAACUUAACAAGAACUUUUCUCGGAGCUGUGCUGCCCAAAAAGAUGCUGGCAUAUGAAGUGCCAGAAACAAACAGAGAAGAGGGUUAGCUGCAAGAGCAUGUUAAAAGGUUUGGAAGAUACCAAAGGAAGAAAUGGGUGGUGUUCUGCUGAUAUGUAACCAGUGCUGUGUGUGUAGCUACAUUUGAGAGUUCCAGACUCAGAUUGAUGUUUGUCAAGUGUUUAGCUCCUUACCAAUAGAGAGUUUGGAGCUUUGCUGAUCUUUCCACUACAGCGAGCGAGGUACCAUUAAAGAAUUGUCACAUCCUGGCCUACACCUUCAUCUCUGUUCCCCUUACAGUAAAUAUAACCUUGCUGGUAACAGAGCCUUUGACAUCUUACAAAUAAGGAUUUUUUUGUUUGUUAAAAAUCUAGUUCACGCACGUAGAAAAAAAUUGUAUUUGUCAACCGGAAAAAUAUAGUUGCCUUUAAUUUCCUGAGAGCAAGUCUGAAGUUGUGUGUGUGUGGGGGGGGCUGUACAUAAACUCGAGUGUCCUUUCAGUCAAACGGUUGCACUUUGCUUUUGAUGUUGGCUGUCCACGAGCAGCAUGGAUUUCCGACACUAACAGGGCAUGGAUGCAUUUCACUGAAAGUUUUGAUUGGCAAGCUGAGUGAGAUUAGAUAAUUUAGUCUGAUCUGAAAGCCGCCGCCUCCUACCAUCCAGUUUCCAUGCUACUAAUGGCUUGAAAAUGCCUCCCUCAAACUGCUUCAUGUUCAAAAUGUUGGCACUGCUGUUUUAGUUACUCGUAUCAGGUUCGUGUUGCAUAUGGAAACUCCUUCCCAAUCGAUUGUCUGGUGUUUUAGGUACAUCUUCCGUGAAAGAUCCAGAACUUCUCCAGCAGUGUCCAGUUUGUAUAAUAUGUAGUUCUCCUGCUUUCUGACUAUCCUGUGACACAGUGAAUGGGAUUUGCUGACCCAUCAUGUGUGGUUUUGUAUGUCAGCAUAGCAGUAUUUUUAUUGUCUAGUAUCGCACACACUUUUUAUGAAAUCUUAGAAGCUUGUCAAAGAUCAGAAUAGAAUUCUUGGAGUGAAUUGUGCGACCUUUAGCAGAAAUUGGAGCUGCAGGAACAUAUUUCAUGGUUAAUUUCAAUGAGAAAUGCAGAGGAUGGUGAACCCUGGGAAUAGCCUAGCGAGUAUCUAUCCUCCCAUGUAGUGCUAUCCACUAGAGGAGAAAGCAUGUGCCAUCUCUUUAGUAGCCCCCUGAGACCGAUUGGCUGUGAUGGGUAAAUCUAAGCUCUUUCAUUUGUAGACUUCGUCUUUUUUAAAAACAGACUGGCUGUCGUGGGUGCAAUCACAGGAUUAGUGGCUGACUUAAGGCCAAACCAAAGAUGUCUUAAACUAACUCCAGAUAUCCAGUGUUGACUUCAAAGGAUUUAUAUUCUUGUCCCCUCUCUGACUUCUAAACAACUUUAUAAGGUAUUGAAGUUUUGAAAGGGAAGUUGUUCAGUUUUUUUUUUUUUU
Molecule: messenger RNA, 3477 nt
Organism: Pelodiscus sinensis (Chinese soft-shelled turtle)
Lineage: Eukaryota; Metazoa; Chordata; Testudines; Trionychidae
Source: RefSeq, a predicted model, not a curated record